Messenger RNA from Phytophthora sojae, 696 nucleotides. RefSeq lists its product as hypothetical. NCBI's taxonomy places the organism in Eukaryota, Oomycota, Peronosporomycetes, Peronosporales, Peronosporaceae. The record is from RefSeq and is a predicted model, not a curated record. The transcript has 3 exons. Bases 1 to 696 code for a protein of 231 amino acids.
AUGGCCGUGCUCGAGUUGCCGCUGGUCAUGCAGAACCUGCUGUUCGCGAUCCCCCGCAACGCUCGCCGCCUGCUCGGCACGGUGAUCUGGGUGAGCCUCAGUGUGAUCACCCAGAUCUUCCGGACCUCUUUCCGGCGCCAUGUGGCUGGGAUUAACCAAGGCACUGUCCUCCAACUCUUCAACCUGGCCUACUUGGAUUUCUCGGUCCGUCCUCUAAGACUGGGAACCCACAGUGACUUCAGCUCGCGGAUGACCGCGUAUGUGCAAUGGGCGCAACUCACGGACGAUCAGCUGGCCAUUGCACUGGAGCGAGCGCGCGUGCGCCGCAACCGAGACGAUAAUCUCCCCGAUGACCCCCUGCAUUUCUCGACUGAUCCAGACUGGAACCCGACGGCACACGGGAUAGCUGAUGUCCUGCACCUCCUGAUGCCUGUCACCUUCAACGGACUCGAGAACUGCCUAGUGAUCAAGUACGGCAGGGCCGGGGGCGCUGACGGAUUCCAUGGGAGACUCCGCGCCCACCGACUCGGUGGCACCGAGCGCUUUGUUCGCAACGAGGCGAACCGUCGACACUGGCACCAUCGCUGGCUCGACAGCGAAGGCCGCCAACGUGAAGAACUGCUUGUAAUCCCUCCUGACCAACUGCCCGAGGUGGAGCGCAUGUUCAGGGCUUUAAUGCUCGUCUUCCCGGCGUAA